GCUCCGCUUUCGAGUUACCUACCACGGCCGAAAACCGCCUCCGAUCGCUUCCCAUGGCUUCCAGCGAACCAAUGCGCCUCCGACCCAGCGUCCGCAUUCCUCUUCUUUGGUCCUACUCCGACGACGUCGUGUCGCUCCAGAGGUUCCUGCCCUGCAACGGCAGCGGCUGUGCAGAUUCGUGCGGCGCCGACCAGUUUCGGAUGUACGAGUUCAAGGUGCGGCGGUGCGGCCGAGGGCGGGCGCACGACUGGACGGAGUGUCCGUUCGCGCACCCGGGAGAGAAGGCGCGGCGGCGCGACCCGCGGCGGUACCACUACUCCGGCGCGCCCUGCCCCGACUUCCGCCGCGGCGGCGGGUGCCGCCGCGGCGACGCCUGCGACCUCGCCCACGGGGUGUUCGAGACGUGGCUCCACCCGGCGCGCUACCGGACGCAAGCGUGCAAGGACGGCGCCGCCUGCCGUCGGCGGGUGUGCUUCUUCGCUCAUUCCCCUGACCAGCUGCGCAUCGUUCUCACGCCGGGAAAGGGGAGCGCGUCCCCGAAGUCGACGCUGGUGUCCCCUCUGUCGGAGCUGGCGUCGGGGAUGAGCAAGCUGAAGCUGAGCAAGGCGAAGUCGUUGCCGCCGUCGAGAGGGAGAGGAGACGCCACGUUUGCGGCGGCGCAGCAGUGGGAAGCUCCAGCAGGGCGGUGGCGGCAGAGCUUUAAUAUUCUCGACGAAUGGAAGCAGCAGGAGGAUGAAGCGUCGGCGUCGGCCGCGUCGCUGCCGGACUUGGGGUGGGUGUCAGAGUUGGUGAAGGAUUAAAAAUCCACAACCUUCGACAUUUUUUAAAAAAUCUUGUCAUUAAAUAAAUCUAUUUUUCCCCGUCACUACAUUUCGAAGAUUUUUUUCCCCCAAGUAUUUUUAAUUAUCCCUUUAUUCCCCCAUUAAUGUAUAAUCAGUUAUGUAUCUGAAUUUAAGAGUAAUCAUUCACAUUUGA
Messenger RNA from Zingiber officinale, 975 nucleotides. Its product is annotated as zinc finger CCCH domain-containing protein 2-like. The coding region runs from base 54 to 800 and encodes 248 amino acids. NCBI's taxonomy places the organism in Eukaryota, Viridiplantae, Streptophyta, Magnoliopsida, Zingiberales, Zingiberaceae. The transcript has a single exon. The record is from RefSeq and is a predicted model, not a curated record. Gene Ontology annotation, molecular function: metal ion binding.